AUGGUCGGUCUCGGUCCUCGCAAGCCACCAUCCCGAAAGGGGUCUAUGGCCGACGUGCCUAAAGAUCUUCUCUCCGAAAUCAAGAAAUUAGAAGAGCAGUUCACUGUUGAAACGCCUAAGCUUAAGGAGAUCACGAAGCACUUCGUAUCUGAGCUUGCAAAGGGUUUGAGUGUAGAGGGUGGCAGUAUUCCAAUGAACCCAACUUGGGUUAUGGAUUUCCCAGAUGGAUCCGAGACAGGAACUUACUUGGCUCUAGACAUGGGUGGUACCAACCUCCGUGUCUGUGAGAUUACCUUAACGGAUAACAAGUCGGAGUUUGAUAUCAUUCAGUCAAAAUACCGUAUGCCCGAAGAGCUAAAGACCGGCGACUCCGACGAGCUAUGGGAGUACAUUGCCGACUGUUUGAAACAGUUUAUCGAAACUCAUCACGGUGAGGUUCCGGAGUCACAGGGGAAGAUCCCGCUUGGUUUUACCUUCUCAUAUCCCGCCACUCAGAACUACAUCGAUGAGGGCAUCCUACAGCGAUGGACCAAGGGGUUUGAUAUCAAUGGCGUCGAAGGCCAGAAUGUUGUACCGAUGUUAGAAGCUGCACUGGACCAACAGGGUGUCCCUAUCAAAGUCUCGGCUUUGAUUAACGACACAACAGGAACCCUGAUUGCUUCCGCUUACACCGACCCGAAGAUGGCUAUUGGAUGCAUUUUUGGAACUGGCUGCAAUGCGGCAUAUAUGGAGAAUUGCGGCUCCAUCCCAAAGUUGGCCCAUAUGAACCUGGACCCGAACUUGCCGAUGGCUAUCAAUUGCGAAUGGGGCGCCUUUGAUAACGAACACAAGGUCCUCCCUCGCACUCCUUAUGAUAUCAUCGUUGACAAGGAAUCCCCUCGACCAGGCCAACAAGCCUUCGAAAAGUGCAUCGCCGGUCUUUAUCUUGGCGAAAUCUUUCGCUUGGUCUUAGUUGACUUGCAUGAUAACAAGGAUGUUCAUAUUUUUGAGGGACAGGAUAUCAAAUACCUCCGAAAAGCCUACACUCUUGAUUCGUCCUUCCUCUCAGCUAUCGAAGAUGAUCCUUUCGAGAACUUACAAGAGACUGCAGACUUGUUCCAUGAGAAGCUCCACUUAACCUGCACUCGUCCCGAACUUGAGCUAAUCCGUCGAACUGCUGAAUUGAUCGGCACACGUGCGGCUCGUCUGUCGGCUUGUGGAGUUGCUGCUAUUUGCACCAAGAAGAACCUUCAGCCUUGCCACGUGGGCGCUGACGGCUCUGUAUUCAACAAAUACCCGCAUUUCAAGGCACGAGGCGCACAAGCUCUCCGAGAGAUUCUCGACUGGCCGGCUAAGAAGAACUUUAAAGAGGAAGACCCGGUCGAGAUCCUCGCCGCCGAAGAUGGAAGUGGUGUCGGCGCUGCUGUUAUUGCCGCUCUCACGCUGAAGAGAGUGCAGAAGGGUAACCUUGCUGGUAUUCUUCACCCCGAAAAUUUUAAAUGA
Daldinia childiae is the source of this 1482-nucleotide messenger RNA. Its product is annotated as Hexokinase. Gene Ontology annotation, biological process: intracellular glucose homeostasis; glucose 6-phosphate metabolic process; glycolytic process. Gene Ontology annotation, cellular component: cytosol; mitochondrion. The transcript has 6 exons. The coding region runs from base 1 to 1482 and encodes 493 amino acids. Gene Ontology annotation, molecular function: mannokinase activity; fructokinase activity; D-glucose binding. Lineage: Eukaryota; Fungi; Ascomycota; Sordariomycetes; Xylariales; Hypoxylaceae. The record is from RefSeq and is a predicted model, not a curated record.